Xyrauchen texanus (razorback sucker) is the source of this 3895-nucleotide messenger RNA. RefSeq names its product SHANK-associated RH domain interacting protein (gene sharpin). The record is from RefSeq and is a predicted model, not a curated record. The transcript has 9 exons. Lineage: Eukaryota; Metazoa; Chordata; Actinopteri; Cypriniformes; Catostomidae. The coding region runs from base 157 to 1377 and encodes 406 amino acids.
CAAAGAAGAAGUAAAAUCAGAAGGACCUUCUUCCUGUUUUGAAACGGGCAGCUUGAUACUCAUCGUGAUGAUAACAAUGAUGAUGAUGAUGAUGGUGGUGAUGAGGAUGUUGUGAACGCGCGUUCAUUGAUCUGUACAGGUCGUCCUGUUGAAGGCAUGGCUGUGAGCUCAGGCUGUAAUACUGUGCUGAUGUCGGUGCGGGUGUCGGUUCGGCCGCUCUCAGUGGGCUCAGACUCUCUGCGGCUGCAGCUCAGUAUGAACCCGAACCGAGCGGGACUCUUCACACUCACGCUCAGACACACCGACCGUGGAGGACGCAGCGUGUCUCUAGCAGAGUUUGAUCUGCGAUCAAUGAAGUAUGAGGUCACAUCGGCUCGAAGUCACGAACUUCAUCUCACCAAGCCACCUCAUGACUGUCUGACGUUUACCUUUCGCAGUGAGCAGGAGGCCCAGGAGUGGGCAACUGUUAUGAUGUCAUCGCUCAGAGAGGCACAGAGAGUUGCCAACAUUUCACAUACGUCAAAUGAUGAACUACAGUAUAUGAAGUGUGAAGAGAAAGAUUCUGUCGCUCUUAACAAAAUGUCGCUCUUAACAAAAGAGGAGUUGUGUAUAGAGCUUUCUCGAGCAAUAGAGGCAGGAGACACUCAUGCAGCGGUUCGGUACACCACAGAUCUGGCUCAGCAGCAGACAGCACUGAGUAUUCAACCAGCUAUAAAGGACACUGAGGACAAAGAGAUAAGCUUAGCAGUGGUAGUAGAGGACUCGUCAUCCUCCUGUUGCGUCACAGUUAAAAUCCUCCCUCAUAUGACUAUUGCUUCUCUUAAGCAGCAGAUGUUUCUUGAGUAUGGUUUUCACCCCAGGGUGCAGCGAUGGGUGAUCAGUCAGUGUCUGUGCACUGAUAGCCGUUCUUUAGCGUCGUACGGAGUCUGCAGGGAUGGUGACACAGUAUUUCUCUACCUCCUGUCUGCCCGUCAUGCCUGCCUCAGUCACCAGCUGUGUCAGCAGGACCAGAAGAACGCCUUCCUGACGCCCGCACCGCCACCAGCCCUCAUAACGGCCCCCACACCAUCCAGCAGCGUCCCCGUCAGCCAUGACUGGAGAGGCUACAGCACGCUACCUCCCCGAUUUAGCCACAGUAGCACAGGUGGUAGUGGGUGUGGCACAGAGAAAACUAGCGACAUAAUUAACUUUGAGAGAUUGCAACUUGGAGGGUCCAAACUGAAAACAAGUAACAUGCAGUCAGGAUGGUCUUGUCCUUCCUGUACAUUCAUAAAUAAGUCCACAAGACCAGGCUGUGAAAUCUGCAGCACAGAUCGACCCAAUCUUCCCAAUCACAGUAGCGUUCAACAGGAAAAAGUACGAAGAUCUGAUCAGUGAAACUGGGUUGUAAAUACACAAGUAUUCAGACAAAAAACUCAUUCAUACAACAUGUGACGUCUGUGGAGGUACAACCAAACUCCAGUUCUCAUCCUUCAUCCUGAAGUCCUUUACUUCUACGGUAGUUGGCUUUCAACUAAUACUCAAACUCCCCCAGUGGUUAUAUAGUAGGGCUGCACAAUGAAUCAAAUAAAUCGUUGAGAUGACAAUUACAGCUUGGGCAGUUAGUAAGCAUAUCAUUUUGGUCUACUCCAGUUACAUCAAUAUGUUUUUUUGCAGGGGUUGAGCAUUGUAACCAAUCACAGACAUGCGCAUUGCUCUUUUUCUGUGUUUAAUUUACUGUUUUUCAUGAUAAUAAGAGGGCCGAUGUGAUUUACUGGUGUAUAUAUAAAGUUUAUUUACUAAAACAGUAAAGUUAGUCAGGAACAUCAUUCCUUCUGCUUGUUUUGGAUGUGUAGCCUACAUAAUAUUACAUGCCCCACACUAAAUAUGUAUUUGAAUUUCCAUCCAUCCAUCCAUCUUCAACCGCUUAUCUGAAGUCGGGUUGCGGGGGCAGCUGCUCCAGCAGGGGGCCCCAAACUUCCCUAUCCCGAGCCACAUUAACCAGCUCUGACUGGGGGACCCCGAGGCGUUCCCAGGCCAGUGUGGAGAUGUAAUCUCUCCACCUAGUCCUGGGUCUUCCCCGAGGCCUCCUCCCAGCUGGAUGUGCCUGAAACACCUCCCUAGGGAUGCGGCCAGGGGGCAACCUUACCAGAUGCCCAAACCACCUCAACUGGCUCCUUUCGACGCAAAGGAGCAGCGGCUCUACUCCGAGCUCCUCACGGAUGACUGAGCUCCUCACCUUAUCUCUAAGGGAGAAGCCAGCCACCCUUCUGAGGAUGCCCAUUUCGGCUGCUUGUACUCGCGACCUAGUUCUUUCAGUCAUGACCCAGCCUUCAUGACCAUAGGUGAGGGUAGGAACAAAAAUUGACCGGUAGAUCAAGAGCUUUGCCUUCCGGCUCAGCUCUCUUUUCGUGACAACGUUGCGAUAGAGCGAGUGCAAUACCUGCCCCGAUUCUCCGGCCAACCUCCCGCUCCAUUGUCCCCUCACUCGUGAACAAGACCCCGAGGUACUUGAACUCCUUCACUUGGGGCAAUACCUCCUUCCCUACCUGGAGUACGCACUCCAUCGGUUUCCUGCUGAGAACAUUUACAUUUAAUGUUAAUUACAAUAUGAAGGGAAAUAAUUGACAAUUAUUUAUUUUUUUGUCAUAAUCACGCAGCCCUCCUAUAAAGAAAAAUGUGGGUAAUCUAACUUGGUUUUCAAGGUAUUGCCACAGUGCGGUUGUCAGUCUAUAGUAACUUCAUGCCAAAAAAUGGAAGAAAAUGGAAGUUCUUAGGAUAAAUUAUAAGAAAUAAGAAGUUUUGCUAUUCAUUCACAAACUCAUUUGCUGUGCUGUCUUUGCUCACCCGUUUACAAAUCUGAACUCACUACACAGUGAGCAAGUCGAUGUCCCUUUCCAUAUCACAUGGAACAAGACAAAUAUUCAAAUACAUUAUUUCAUUUAUAUGCACUUGGCUCUAUUUUAGGGGCUUAAGCUUCAAAUGUGGCAAUUACUUCAUAUAAUUACAUUAUAUGACCAGGCCAGUAGUACAUAGCAGCUCAAUGAAACGCUCAUAAAUGCAUGUGAUGUCAAUUUAAAUCAUUCCAAUCUUACUGACUUGGAAUUGUCAUUGAAGCCUGUUCAUGUUUGGAACAAACAUACAACUACAUGCAGACACAGGGUUAUUCAUUGCAUUUAUAUUUUUAUCAAGCUUAUUUAACGAACUGUGUUGUUUUGGGUUUGAUUGAUUUAAUUGUAAUUGAAUUGAAUAUGCGUUAAUUGUAAAUUAUCAUUGUUUUAUUGUAUUGUAAAUGUUAAUUUUUUCUUGCCAAAACAUGUAACUGCAUUUGACCAUGACACUGCUGUGAAUAAACAUAUAAUGGAUAGAAGUUAAAGAGUAAUCUUUAGCCUCUUGAAAUGUGAAUGGUUUUAAUGUUUAGUUAUGGAAUUUGUCCUCUCUUGAAUUGCAAAUUUACACAUUUUACCUUCGUAGGUAAUUACCUUUACCUAUAGUAGUUAAUAGAUUGGUCUUUAACUUGCAUGAAAUGAAACUAUUAUAUCAGCUCUGAGGUUUGAAGGCUUUAUGGACACUGUUUUAGUUUCAUGCAAGCUAAGUAGAUUUAAAUGGAUAGUUCACCCAAAAAUAAAAAUUGCCAUUAUGUUUUUCCAAACCUGCAUGACUUUUUCUGUGGAAUACAAGAGGAACAUUUUAAUUAGUAUCCCAGUCUAUCUAUACAAAACAAUGGCAUUUGAUAUUGACUCGAUUAAAAAAAAAAGCAUCCAAACAUAUAAAAGUAGACCAUGCCAAAAAUAGUCCAUGGAGCUGCCAUUAACUGCCUUUGUAUUGAAUAGAUGGAAUUAUCUGAAGGUGUUUAACACUUUAUAAUAACAUAGUAUAAUGUAUUUCUAUUGCAUUAGUUUAUAAUUAAUUGAUA